AUGUCUAAAUACCCAACUACAAUGAGCUGCCGUGAGGCAUUUGACCAGUUAACAUCAUGCUAUUCAGUAGGAGGUCAAUUCAGAAACUACUAUAGAUAUGGUGAAUACAAUCCAUGCUCUAAACAACUUGCAAAAUUUAAAUUUUGCAUAAUGAACUCAAAAGACCCUGUAAAAGUACAAGAAUGGUACAAGGAACAAAUAGAAUAUAAUAAGGAAUACAGAGGCUCUUCAGAUGAUAUAUGGGAAGAACGAUAG
Messenger RNA from Tetrapisispora phaffii CBS 4417, 255 nucleotides. It is a transcript of the gene EMI1, whose product is annotated as Emi1p. The coding region runs from base 1 to 255 and encodes 84 amino acids. The transcript has a single exon. The record is from RefSeq and is a predicted model, not a curated record. Lineage: Eukaryota; Fungi; Ascomycota; Saccharomycetes; Saccharomycetales; Saccharomycetaceae.